AUGUCUGAGCUGGGGCCUAUACCUCCAUUACCGUCCCGCAUAGCUGCCCUCGUUCAUGCGCAUUUCGAUGCCCUGCCCACGCGCAGCAAACCAACUAUCUUUCCCGAUGGAUCGAGGGAAUGGAUCCCAAUGACCGGGAUUGUGAUUGUAAAAGGAGAGAACACGCCCUCGGAAAGUCUGACCUGCAUUGCCGUCACGAGCGGCGCAAAAUGUCUGCCAGCAUCCCACAUCCCACGCUGUAGGGGCCUCGUACUCCACGAUUGCCACGCAGAGAUCCUGGCCAUUCGCGCAUUCAAUUACUGGCUCCUGACAGAAUGCUACGGAUUUUUGUCUAAGGAACGACAGCAGAUGACGAGCCCUCAUUUGAAUACCGGGUCAGGACUCAACCACAUAUCAGAGUCACCGUUCAUCCGAAGAAGGAAUAUCGAAAAAGCGAGUCAUGCAUCAUCCUCGCUAGCCAUAGACUGGCCACCCUUUGAGUUCCAGCCGGAUGUCACAGUAUACAUGUACUGCACAUGUGCCCCCUGCGGCGACGCAAGCAUGGAGCUGUGCAUGGCGGCGCAAGAAGACGCAACGCCUUGGGAGGUGUUACGCCAACCAGACCCCAAUUCAACGGACUUAGAAAAAGGAGAAGAAAAAAGUCCAGUCUUGUUGGACGGCCGAGCCCACUUCUCUCUUCUCGGGGUUGUUCGGCGCAAACCAGCGCGCAUGGACGCCGAAUCCACCCGGAGCAAGUCCUGUUCAGACAAAUUGGCCCUGCGCCAGGUAUCGUCCUUACUAUCGGCCGAAACCAGCCGUUUCGUCGCACCCACUGGCAAUGCAUACCUCGCUGGGCUUAUCCUGCCCGAAGCCGAGAUCAGUCGAGCCGCAUGCGAGAGAUGUUUCGGGGAGACGGGCCGGAUGCAAGCUCUGACCGGACGGUCGUGGCCUACGAGCCCUGAAGAAAACGCACAAAAAACCGCAUAUCGAUUCCACCCGUUCCGCGUUCUGUCUGUGCCAGCCGAAGAGAUCCAGGCACUUUGGCGAUUUGCGAAACCGAAGCCUAUCCCAACGUGCCCUGCAUCAUCAGCCUCGGAACAGCAGGGUGAUACCACACCCACUCAGAAGAAAAGUAAGCCGGGUAAUGUUAGCGCGGUCUGGACGGUAGCUCCCUCGUUCUCUCAUCCCUCUGCUACAGUCCCGGAUCCAGGGAGCAAGUCUUUGCCGGCUUUGCGCCGUUCCAAGACCGGGCUGUACGAGACUAUCAUUAAUGGGGUAAAGCAAGGAAAUCGUGCAACCUCGCCUCUGGCGCGUGGAGCUUCGGCUUUGUGCCGGGCGAAAUUGUGGGCUCUUGUUCAAGAGAUGGUUCAAUAUCUGGCAUCCGAUGAUGCUCAAGUUGAUGCCCGAGCCGAAGACCAUCCAGCAGAGUGCGUCGAGCCUGACAUGUCACAAAACAGCAUGCUCCAACAUAUCCAUCGAGCCGCCACCUACAGCGAAUUCAAAAAUACGCCAAGUGACAUAUUUAACCCUAUCCGGGUUCGCGUGCAGGCGAUUGAAGACGCUAAAAAGGUUCUCGAGGGAUGGAUACCCAAUUCUGGAGACGAAGGCUGGGGAUUAGAGGUUUUAGUUGACCCCAAGAAACGAAAGCGUUGA
Penicillium alfredii is the source of this 1632-nucleotide messenger RNA. Its product is annotated as tRNA-specific adenosine deaminase. The record is from RefSeq and is a predicted model, not a curated record. Gene Ontology annotation, biological process: tRNA wobble adenosine to inosine editing. The transcript has 3 exons. Bases 1 to 1632 code for a protein of 543 amino acids. NCBI's taxonomy places the organism in Eukaryota, Fungi, Ascomycota, Eurotiomycetes, Eurotiales, Aspergillaceae. Gene Ontology annotation, molecular function: RNA binding; tRNA-specific adenosine-37 deaminase activity.